AUGUGCCCGAUGAUUCUCAAUCGCCUCUCUGACGGUCCCGCGACGGUCCUCUCUCCCCAGGAUCAUGCCUUCGCUCAGUUCCCGCAGACCAUGCUAGAUCCUCCGUCAAGCUUCACCAGCUUCUCCAACCCUAACACUGCGUUUGCCAAUAACCCUGCUCAAGCAUCCUCAAGUUUCAAUUUCACACCUCCUCCGAAGCCAUCCCGCAAGAGGUCGCGUGACGAUGCGUCCUUCGAAGAAGCCUUGACAUCCAGUGCGCCUCCAGCACCCACGCCGUCACCACCAAAGGAGGAGCCAAUUUAUGGCGAAGGAAUGGUUCUGCUCAACCCGCAGACUGGUCUCGCUCUCUCUGCUGAAAGCCAGACCGGCACAUGGUACGAGCAAGAGUCCGAGACGCACCAAGCCACCGCUGUGCCUGUCUACUCCCGGUCCAACGUUUUGCAGUCUGACGCGGGGGACGUAAGCCGCAAGUCCCAACGUCUCGACCAAUCUGCCCCAGGCCUGGAUGACAUCGCCCUUUCCUCAAUUCACCAACGCCUCAACGAGUCCAACUCGAACGACCAGCACCGCACCCUCAAUCUCGGGCCUGCUCCUCCCGCGGAGCCUCUUGUUGAUGACGCAACCCGUCUCCUCGGCAUAGGCUGGCAGCGCGUCAGCACAGAUGACGAUAUGGCUUGUGCGGUGCGCGGUUGGACGAAAUACAUCGAUAACCAGUUUUCCUCCCAGCUACACGACUCCCAGAUUCUCAUCAAGAGCCGCGCUCUGGACGCUUUCCUGGUAGCAGCGACUCCGACCUCUGGAACUUCGCCUGCUUUCUACCUCUUCACCGAAGAUCUCACCCAAGGCCAGCUCGUCGCUUCUUCGUGGGAAUCUUGCAUUCAAAAUCUGCGCAGCACCCCAAUCAUCUUCGAGGGUGCCGCGCCUCUUAGCGCUACCGAUCGACACAACGCCCAAACCACUCCUUUCCGCAUGGAAACUGGCGUACCACUUCUCCAGCAAGCCAUCUCAAACCAUUCACACGCACCGGGACUGAGCGGGGGCGUAGAAAUGGGAAUGGAGAUCGACUCAUGA
Molecule: messenger RNA, 1071 nt
Organism: Penicillium nucicola
Lineage: Eukaryota; Fungi; Ascomycota; Eurotiomycetes; Eurotiales; Aspergillaceae
Exons: 1
Coding region: 1-1071 (356 amino acids)
Source: RefSeq, a predicted model, not a curated record